Linum trigynum is the source of this 1324-nucleotide messenger RNA. NCBI's taxonomy places the organism in Eukaryota, Viridiplantae, Streptophyta, Magnoliopsida, Malpighiales, Linaceae. The record is from the annotation of a GenBank genome assembly.
GAUAACCUAAUUUCAAUUUCAAUUUCAAUUUCAAUUCCAAUUCCAAUUCCAAAACCAAUCCACUCUUCUCUCCCCUUCUCUCCACCAGUACAGACCAGCAAUGGAGAAACAGAGCAAGGCGAAGAACAGCAACCAUCACAACGUAAUCAAGUUCCUCAAAGCAGCUUCUUCGAUCAACUUCAACAACCCACCUUUCAGCCCGACCCGAGACCCUAACCACAACAAUAAGCAGCAGCAGCAGCAUCAGCCCUUCUCCGACCACAAGGUACCGAACUACCAGGGAAAUUACAGAGGAUUCUCCGGCCCAAUUUUCCUGCCGAGGGUUCCCCGAGAAGUGCGCGGGCGGUUCAAGUCCGGGGAGGCGGCGGAGGAGCCGACGUCGCCGAAGAUCUCCUGCAUCGGGCAAAUCAAGCACAAGAAGUGCGGCGGUAAAAAGACCACCGCGGUCAUUCCCAAGCCGGCAGCAAAAGAGAAGAAACAGAGCAAGAAGUCUGCGGCGGCGAAGGAGCAGAAAAACCCGAAGCCGCAACAAGCCGGGUCGCCCGGGAUCUGGAAGAUAUUCGGAUCCGGGUCGUUUAAAUUGGGCCCGUCGUCCGCUCCGGGGAGGAAGAGGAGAUCGAACAGUACUUCCGCCGCCGAUAAUUUAUUUGUCUCCGACGAACUGGGCGGGGAAAGGGCGACGGCGGCGGAAGAAUCGGGGCAGCCGCUGACGGACAGGGCGCCGUGUUUGAGCCAGAUGAGGCGGUUUGCGAGCGGGCAUCGGGAUGGGUUUGGGGAUUUUGAUUGGACGGCUCGGAUUGCGCCAGAUCAUGAUCAGUUUGACCGGGAGUACGAUUCCGACGGCGACGAAGGCGGGUACAGCGACGAUGAGAUGGGCGCGAAGGAGGCGAUGAUCCCCUUCUCGGCGCCGAUUCGGGUCGUUUCGGCUGCUGACGUGGAAGGGAUGAGGCUAAGGCCCCGGAAAGAAGUGAACCUGUGGAAGAGGCGAACCAUGGAGCCGCCCCGCCCGCUCCAGUUGGUGGUCGGGUCGGGUUCUAUUCAUUAGUUAAUUAAUUCAAUUUCUUUGUUUUUUGGGAACAAUGUUUUUGAUAUUGAAACAAAAAAACGAUGUGAUGUAAAUAUCGAUAAGCUGUUGAUUAGUUCAAUUAAUAAGUCAAAGUUCUCUUCUUUGUCAAUAUGUAAAUCUCUAGGAGUUUGGGUUUUUGAAUUUGGAUUUGCUUAGCUUAAAAAAUCUAAUUGGCAAUUUUCAAAUCGUCUAGUGCAACUUCAUUUGAGGCAGCACUCUUGGCAGAUGAAUGUUAAAUCAUAAAGUCACCAGAAUUCG